GCGAAAUUAGGAACAAGUAAAUUUUUUUCAAAAAUCUCUAGGGCAUUGAACUUUUCUUCUCCGAUAUCCUAUCGCGAUCGAUAUCGAUAUAAUCGACAUAAAUUUAUAUUAUUGAUUUUAAUUUUCCUCUCGCCUGAUUAAUUGCCGAGUAAUCUAUCCAGAACCAUGGCGGUUGCAACGGCGAUACGACAAAAGACAAAAACUGGCCAGUGGUCAGCCAUUUUCCCUCCAGAUCAAGUAACUCAACAGCAGUCGGCCAUCUUUGUGAAGAAGCUCCUGGCUGUAGCCGUCUCGACUGUGACUUAUUUGAGGACAAUCUUCCCAGAACAUGCAUUUGGUGACAGAUCUCUUGAAGAUCUAAAUCUGAAGAUUCUUCGAGAUGACAGCGCCUGUCCUGGAGCAUGCCAAGUCAUUAAAUGGAUGAAAGGGGCAUUUGAUGCAUUGGAUAAACGAUACCUCCGUGCCAUGAUCAUUGGGAUGUAUACAGACCCAAGUGAUCCCAAUACUGCAAUUGAGACAUACACCUUUAAGUUCAGCUAUUCCAAGCAUGGACCUGAUGUUGAUAUCUACAGGAAUAAAGAGAAGAUAACAGGAGCUCACACAGAGGCCCAGACCAAGAGAGCAACCCUUCAGCUUCUCAGGACUAUCUUAGUACUGACCCAGUCCCUCAAGCUUCUUCCUGAUGAUGUCAUGAUGACCAUGAAACUACUCUACUAUGAUGAUGUGACCCCUAUGGACUAUGAACCUCCUGGUUUCCAGGCAUCUGAGAGCGAUACCUUCAACUAUGAAGAUGAACCUAUCAACCUCAGGGUAGGAGAGGUCACAACACCCUUCCACACGGUGAAACUCCGGAUAACGACCGACAAGAAGCAGUUUGACAUGAAGACGUCAGGAGAAGAAGGAGCAGAGAUGGAAGAGAAGGAGAUCGAUAGUGAGCAAAUGAAGGAUCAAGAACCAACAGAGGUGGAUGAGAAGGAGAAGAUCUGUGGAGACAAAGAGGAAUCUGAAUUGAAAGAAGGUCCCAAGACUGCUGAGGAUGUACCGGACAGUAGCCCUAAUGUACCAGGAUCUGUAGAUGAGGCUUCACAGAGCAGUAAGACUGGUGAGGAAGAACUAGUAGAGGUUGAGGAGGAAGCCAUUCCCCAAUGUCCAUGUGGAUGCAAUGAGGAUGAUGGUCUGAUGAUUCAAUGUGAGAAAUGUCACUACUGGCAGCAUGCAGUCUGUUUCAUGAUCCUACAUGAAGAUGAUGUCCCAGAGAAACACUACUGUAACCAAUGUGGCAAGAUUGGAGACCCCAGCUGCGAGCCCACCGACCCUUACCUCAGCGAGAUAGACCCUGCCGAGGUCAGGGCCGCCUGCCUCUGGCGGCGCACACUGGAAGCAGGGAAGGACAUGGACAGGGUGACCGCGCCAACCUUGGCCAAACGUCUGGGGGUGGAGAUCGGUGUAGCCCAGACCCUUCUCAACAGGCUGGAGAAGGAGGGAUACUGCAAGGUGGAUGCUAAGAACAAGAGGCUGGUGAAGAUUGUUGACCAGGAAAGAAUCUUGAAGCACGCCUUCCAGAAAUACCUGAGUAAACAAUCUCCGAGAGCAGAACAACUGGAAGAGAUGGAGGCUGAGCAAGUGGAAGAGAAGGAAGUAAUGGAGAAUAAGAAGAACAAGACAAGCCUCCAGCGCAAGAAAGGUGUCAAAAGAUCUGAGGUGGAGAGGUUGACUGACCAGGCUGCAGAUCUGACUGUCUCAGGAACUAGGACCAGGUCUAAACAUUCAUCAGGACCAGGAACUCCCAUGCAGGUUGAGGAAUUAUCAAAGAAAACAAGAUCUAAAAAGAGGAGUGCCGCUUCCCUAGAUGGGAAGCAUAACUUUGAGUUGGCCGGAAGUCAGGAACCGGAUGGCGGUCGGGAGCGUAAGAGACGUAAGUCUAGCAUUGUCAAUAAUCCUGUCCUUGCCUAGAUCGUAACCAGCAACAUCUCUCAUUCUACUUCGACAUUGCUCGGACAGGCCAUUAGAUCUAGAAGACAUAGAAUGUAAUGUAUGUGGUUUUAUGAUUACAGAAAUCCCAGCUAUUCUUUGUUUCGAGGACCAAAAUCAGUUAAAAUAUGGAUAAAUCUGGCAAGUUUUGUAGGAUCUAAGAUCUCUUGUAAAUUCUAUCUUGCAUAGCUGUAUAGACUGAUGUGUGUUUAUGUAUGUAUAGACUUAUGUACGUUUAUUCUAUCUACAAACAAUUCUGAAAUGAAGAUACACCAAAGAAUUUCUGAAAUAAAGAUGCACUGUCAAACUCACCCCCCCC
Lytechinus variegatus (green sea urchin) is the source of this 2290-nucleotide messenger RNA. Its product is annotated as HORMA domain-containing protein 1-like. The record is from RefSeq and is a predicted model, not a curated record. Lineage: Eukaryota; Metazoa; Echinodermata; Echinoidea; Temnopleuroida; Toxopneustidae. The transcript is spliced from 19 exons. Bases 166 to 1953 code for a protein of 595 amino acids.